This is a messenger RNA of Paramecium octaurelia, 2158 nucleotides long. NCBI's taxonomy places the organism in Eukaryota, Ciliophora, Oligohymenophorea, Peniculida, Parameciidae. The record is from the annotation of a GenBank genome assembly.
AUGAAUUCUUAAUGUUACUUACAUGGCUAUCCACUCGAAUGUUAGAAUUAAUUGUAAGAUCUUUUCAAUUUGAUUCGUGAAGGAGAAGAAUUCAUAUCUCUGGAGAGAAUUUUUAAAUUAUUGCGAGUAGUUACUCCAACUAUAUAUUACUUUUUAGGCAUGGCAAUAUGAUGUACCAUUCUCCAAUUUAUGUAAAUUGCUUAGGAUGGCUAAUUAAGUAUGCCAUCAGAAUGUUAAGAAUCAUUUAAAUGAGUUAGCAUUUCAUUAACUACUUCAUAAUCCUGACUUACAGAUGACUUACAAGCCAAAGAAGGAUGAAACUGCAUAUACUCCUCCAACAUUGGAGGGAUUGUUUAGGAGAAUAGGAGAAUAGAUUGAGAGGAAGCGAUUGUAGGAGAAACUGAAUGAGGAGAACAUUACAAAUAGGGAGAAGUUUAAUUUAAUGUUGCAGUUAUUGCAGGUGGGAUCACCGAGAAAUGAUAAGAAAAAUUAGAUAGUUGUUGAAAAAGUGAAAAGCGUUAGGAGGUUCAAGGAGGAUGAAUUCAAAUUACUUAUGAGACCAAAGAAGACGAAGAGAAAGGCUGAUAGUACGUAGGAUCCUCCACAAGUUUAGGCGGAGUAAUAAAAAUUUACUAAAAUUGUGAAUGCCACAUUACAUUUGCCAACAAGUAGAAUUAGAAAAUUACAUGAUCGUAUGAUGUAGCAGAUGGAUGAAAUUAGAAUGGAUCCAAAUGUAUUAAAAUUGAGCAAUAUAAUUCAUAAAUCAUAGGGAAACCUGUCAAUCAGGUUACCAUAAAUUUAAUAUAUAUGAAACCACAACGAUAUUUAAUGGAUUUUAAUCUCUCAAAGUCAUAUUUGCCUUAGAAAAUACAAGCAAAUCGUGAAUCAUCAGCCAAAAAGCUGAGCAAUUCAGAAGUGAAUGCUGCUAUGCAAAAAUACUUCUAAUUGCUCAAAAAGAAGGAGGGUAAAGUUUAACAUCCAAUUAUCACUCCAACUCAAUCGUCCAAGAUUUUAAGUCAACUUGUGACGAAAGUCUCGCCAUAACUAGACAUCUAAUACCCUGUUAAACCCCCAACACCAACUGGCACUUAAUCAUAUAGACCAUCAACUGAGAAGAAGGCACACCAUCGUCCCCAGCAAUCAGUGGGAUAAAGCAAGGAUCUGAUCCUAAAAAAGCUGCAGAGUGCUUUGUUUCAGAAGCCAAAAACACAAUCGCAACAGGUUACUCCUAAAAGUGCUGGGAAGGGCAGUCUAAGUGUGAACAAGUAUUUUGAGAGCACUAAGAAAUUAAAUUCAGAUCAGCCACAAUAUUAUAUAACUAAAGUUAAGAAUGCUUUCACGAAACCCAUACACGAUGAUUAUUUUAGUAGGAUGUACAGAGAGCAUUUUUUUUAAACCUAUUAAGGAAUAUAUGUUGCUUCAUAUUUAUCGCCAGCCGAUCCAAAGGAUCUCAAGAACAAAUAAGUACGUCUUAAACAAAAGGAUAUUUAUAAAAGUAUGAAUCAAUUCGAUCAUAUCACUAGAUAAGAUUAGCAUCGUAUUUGAUCUUGAUGAAACCUUGGUUCAUUGCAAUGAGAGUUUGGCCAUUCCCAGUGAUGUUAUUCUUACUAUUUAAGUUUCACCUCAGGAAACAAUAAAAGCAGGAAUCAAUAUUAGACCUGGAGCCAUAAAACUGCUGGAAUUGUUGGUCAAUGACUUUGAAUUAAUCAUUUUCACUGCCUCUCAUCCUUGCUAUGCUCAAAAGGUUAUAGAGUAUCUGGAUCCCAAUAAGACACUAAUCUCACACAGUCUGUACCGUGACAAUUGCAUAAUGACCACUGGAGGAAUGUAUACAAAGGAUCUGAGAAUAUUUGAUCGCCCAUUGAGUCAGUUGGUUUUGGUGGACAAUGCCUCUUAUUCUUAUGCGUGGCAAUUAGAAAAUGGGAUUCCCAUCAUUCCCUUCUAUGACAACAAGGAAGACAAGGAAUUGGAGUCCUUGCUGAAGUAUCUGAGAGGGAUGCAAGGUUGCAGAGAUGUCCGAGAUUACAACAAGUUUAUUAUACAUCUUAAAUUGCUAGAGAAAACCUUAAGUUGCACAACUUCUAGGAUCCAUCAGGGCCUGGAGCUGUCUUUGAGAAAUUGUUUCAAUAGAAGAUGGAAAUCUAAUGAUAUUUUUAUU